AUGGAAUCUGAAGAAGAAAAAUAUAUCAUGACAAUCCUUGGGCCUAAGAGUAUGGGGCCAGAAGACAUUUGCUUACCAUAUGAGCAUCUCACGAGUGAUCUUUCAUCUGCUAAUAUUGAUCACUCUGACGAUAAACUUCCAAGAGAAGACUUGAAGCUUGAGUUUAAGAAUUUAUCCAGACUUCGAAAAUACCCAUAUAAUUCACUUGAGAACUGAGUCCAGUCAGAUACAGUUUAUACUCUUGGCCAUGAGCUCUUGUAUGCAGCUGAUUUUGGAGUAAAGUUCGUCAUUGAUACCACUCCUAAAAUUUUUGGAAAGGACUGGGAGAAAUUACAAAAAGUUACUGAAGAAGUUGGGGAUAAAAUUUCAAUCAUCACUGGAUGCUCCGGCCUAGCAGAUUCAACGCUUGAUGUACUAGCAAGAAAGAAAAUUAACCUCACAUCUGAACAGUUUGAUCUUCAGGUUCAAAAAUGUAUAAAUGACUUUACUUUUGAAUUAAACACAGGAUAUUCAGGACUAAAGGCAGGAUUUAUUGGAGAAAUAGUUAUUCUUAAUUUGAAUCAGAUUGAGAAAGCAAGACUCAAAGCAGCUAUAACUGUAUCAAAAGAAAUUGGAGUUCCUGUGUUCUUAUCAAUAGAUGAUAACUCAGAAAUACUUCCAGACCUGAUAGAUUACAUAAUUAAAGAUUUAGACUACGAUAGUGAAAAAGUUAUCAUACAGAUGUCAAAACUCGACUCUUCCUUUAUUUCUUCUACUUCUCAGGCAACAGUGGGUUCCUCAAGCUUGGCCUCCCCUGCAUCUCAUCAUACAAGCCCAUGGAACUUACUCUCUAAGACUCGCUUCAGUAUAUGCUUCACUCAGUACUCUAGAGGGCUAAGCUAUAUCGCUGGUCACUGGGUGGCAGACAACUUUGGAUUGGAGGAAGGUAAAUCUGAGGAUGAGAAAUUAGGAGUUGGCAAAAAGAUGAAUGCAACAUCCACUUGUCGCCCACCUCAGAAUUAUCAAAUUCGAUCGAAUUUACCUUCCAUUUACUCCUUCCUUCAGGAAAUCAAGCUAGAUGACCCUAUUCUGGAGAGGCUCUUAGUCUCUACGGGGAUUUCUUUCAAAUCUCAGCUCUUGCAAUUUGGAGGAGAUGGAUAUUCCUCUGUAUUUGAAGGCAUCACUCAGGAUAAAUAUGCUUCCCCAAUAGACGAGAGAAUUAUUAGUCAAAUUUUUAACGAAAACCCAAAAAGAAUCUUCAGCUAUUGGACCAAGCCUCCAGUUGAAGAAGUAGAGAUCCCAAUGUUCACUUGAAGAUGGUGUGACGAUGAGUUCCUUGAUGAUGGAUCACGCCCAAAGUUCGAGAAAUUUGAAAAUACUUAUUGCUCCAUGAAGUGCUUGGCAGAUCAUAGAAAGUUUGGAUUUGAGUAACAAAUUCAACCAA
Messenger RNA from Moneuplotes crassus, 1423 nucleotides. NCBI's taxonomy places the organism in Eukaryota, Ciliophora, Spirotrichea, Euplotida, Euplotidae. The record is from the annotation of a GenBank genome assembly.